CGAGCGCAGUCUGUAGUUGCGUGAUCACAGCUGGGCUCUCCUCAGUCAGUCAUCCAGCAAGCCUCCUGUACCACCACACGCUCUGUACACUAGAUCCUGGAUUUGAUCAGAAAUGUUUUUCUGUAGAUCGGCUUGGCAGAGAUUGGGGCUCCUGGCACGAAUGACAGCCGCCAUACCUUUAUCCAGAAAUGUGGUUCCAGUGCGGCAGAUGUCCGUCGGGAUCCCCGGUGGCUCUGCCACCAACGUGGCGUACGCCGUUCUGUGUGGAGGAGGCCUCACUGCCGCUGUGGUCUACGCUUACAAGACAGUGAAUGGUGACAGUGAGCGGUACAAUGACCGACUCGCCGAGAUGAACUUGAGGCCCAAGGAAGCAGCACCAGCAGCAGAGGAAGCAGCACCAGCAGCAGAGGAAGCAGCACCAGCAGCAGAGGAAGCAGCACCAGCAGCAGAGGAAGCAGCACCAGCAGCAGAGGAAGCAGCACCAGCAGCAGAGGAAGUAGAAUCCCCAGAAGAACCGGCACCAGUAGAAGCCGAGGUGUUAGCCGAGGUGGCCGCUGAGACAGUCGAGGAGGCGCCUGCAGCAGCAGAGGAAGUUGUGGCAGAGGUCGCAGCCAAAUCCGUCGCUGUCCUAGAGGUUGCUGCGGAACCAGAUGUCGUCGCAGUUGAGGAGGCGCCCGCAGUUGAAGUUGCCGUGGUUACGGAAGAAGCUCCACCGGAGGCUGACGCAGAGGCCGUCAUCGAGGACGUUGCAGAUGCGGCUCCUGGCGUCGUGGAAGAGGUCGUUGCCGUGGAGGCUGCCGGUGAGGAAGUAGUGGCCGAAGUAGUGGCCGAGACGCCUCCCACCGCCCCUGAGGCAGAAGCAGCCCCUGCCGCCGAGGUGGCAGCAUUAGAUGCUGUGUCUGACAUCACGUCUGCCUCCAUGAGGCUCCUGGCCAGCUCUGAGAUCGCUGCUGCCUCGGUAGCUGAGAGGAGGCUCAUGCACGCCGUCCAACACCUAGAAGACCGGACUGAAGAAUCCUCACUCGCUCCCGCCGAGGACAUUCUAGAUUCCCUGGAGGUUCCUGAAGCUAAGGUAGAGGAGGAAGUAUUAUCUGUGGAGGGGGAAGUGGCAGAAGCACCAGCUGCAGAAGUCUUGGAAACUGAAGAGCCCAAACCAGAAGAGGAGGCUGUUGUUGCUGCCCCUAAUGUCACAGAGGAAGUGGUUGCUGAGGAGACCCCUGAGCCAGAGGAAGUGGUUGCUGAAGAGACCCCUGAGCCAGAGGAAGUAGUUGUUGAGGAGACCCCUGAGCCAGAGGAAGUGGUUGCUGAAGAGACCCCUGAGCCAGAGGAAGUGGUUGUUGAGGAGACCCCUGAGCCAGAGGAAGUGGUUGUUGAGGAGACCCCUGAGCCAGAGGAAGUGGUUGUUGAGGAGACCCCUGAGCCAGAGGAAGUGGUUGUUGAGGAGACCCCUGAGCCAGAGGAAGUGGUUGCUGAGGAGACCCCUGAGCCAGAGGAAGUAGUUCCGGUCGUCGUAGAGGAAGCUCCAGCUGCUGUUGCAGAGGAGGAGACUGCUGCGGCUCCCCUAGAGGCCACAGAGCUCCCUGCCACUGUGGAAGCACCUGAGGCUGGGGCUUCUGCCGCUGUGGAAGCACCUGAGGCUGGGGCUUCUGCCGCUGUGGAAGCACCUGAGGCUGGGGCUUCUGCCGCUGUGGAAGCACCUGAGGCUGGGGCUUCUGCCGCUGUGGAAGCACCUGAGGAUGAGGCUUCUGCCGCUGUGGAAGCACCUGAGGCUGGGGCUUCUGCCGCUGUGGAAGCACCUGAGGCUGGGGCUUCUGCCGCUGUGGAAGCACCUGAGGCUGGGGCUUCUGCCGCUGUGGAAGCACCUGAGCACCUUGGGGCUUCUGCCGCUGUGGAAGCACCUGAGGCUGGGGCUUCUGCCUCUGUGGAAGCACCUGAGGCUGGGGCUUCUGCCGCUGUGGAAGCACCUGAGGCUGGGGCUUCUGCCGCUGUGGAAGCACCUGGGGCUUCUGCCGAGGAGGGACCAAUAGUAGAGGAAUUUUCCCCAAAAGAGGCUGCCCCAGUUGAAGAGGCAGCGCCAGUUGAGGCAGAGUUACCUGCAGCCGAAGAGGUAGCAGUAGUAGUAGAGGAAGCCCCAGUGGAGGAAGCCCCAGUGGAGGAAGCCCCAGAAAUGGAGGAACCAGCAGCGACAAGGGAGGCUGUGGAGACGGCCCAAGUGUCUGAGGAUGAGGCGCUCGUCGUGGAGGCGGCGAUGCUGGCAGCAGCCUCAGCCCUGGAUGUCGAGGCAGUGGAGGCAGAGGCAGCCCCGGCUGAGGAAGUCAAGGAGGCCCUCUUCACUUCAUGCCACCAAUGUGAAGCCCCAGCUUCUGAGUCUGCCCCAGUUGAGACUGGCCCAGUUGAGAUUGUAGAGGCUGCAUCUGUGGGGGAAGUAGAGGCUCCCCCUGCUGGUGAGGAGGAGGCAGUCGUCGAGAGUGAGGCAGUGGAGGUGACCGCAGAGGAGCGCGCCACCGAUUGGCCUGCUGAGGUGACCGCAGAGGAGCGCGCCACCGAUUGGCCUGCUGAGGUGACCGCAGAGGAGGAAGCCAAGGUGGAAGGUGCACAGAGUAUGAGCCUGAUGUUACUGACAGCCCAGUCCUGACUGGAGACCAGCGAGAUGUGCCUUCUGGAACAGUCAACACCCACAGCUGUCAAUCAAACAGGACGAUCAACAUAAAACACACACAUAAUUAGAACUGGUUUGAAUUGAAUUCUAUAAUUCUAUUUAACUCAUUAUAUAUUUAAAUGUUGUCUAAUGACAACAGUUGUCAACCCGGUAACAACAUUCCAGGUUCUCACUCAGUUUCCUCGUCUUGUAUUUUCCCUACCCAUGGUGAGGUGACACUUCUGUAAGGGUUUGAAGUCUGACUUUAUUCCUAUGCGCAGACCCAAAUGACACCUUAUACCCUAUAUAGUGCAUUACUUUUGACCAGGACCUGGGGGAAUAGGGUGCCAUUUGGGAUGAUAUCAACUAUUUCUCAGUACCACCCUGUUCCCCAAGGUGUCACUGUUACCAAGCUGAUGAAGACCACUUGAAUGUAUUUGAAGUUACUUGAUAAAUUAUUGUGUACUUGACAUUGCCUAAUGAAUUCUGACUAUUUUUUUUUUUUUGGUUGAUUCAAUGAAAUAAGAUCUGAAUUGUUGUAUUAAACAGUAGGCCAUUAGACAACAUGUAGAUGAUUGUGUUCUUCAGAGACUGUUGAGUGAGUUCUGCAUGGAGUUUUUUUUAUUAAAUCAGGUAAUAUCUCGAUUAAGUUUAGUUCUCAAGCCAGUAGACUGUUGGUAGACAGUGUUGUACCCAUGUGAUGUAAAAUGUAAAAUGAAAUGUUUUUUU
Molecule: messenger RNA, 3367 nt
Organism: Oncorhynchus masou masou (cherry salmon)
Lineage: Eukaryota; Metazoa; Chordata; Actinopteri; Salmoniformes; Salmonidae
Product: fibrous sheath CABYR-binding protein-like
Exons: 7
Coding region: 113-2635 (840 amino acids)
Biological process (GO): anterograde axonal transport
Cellular component (GO): mitochondrion
Source: RefSeq, a predicted model, not a curated record